ACCAAACGCUAAAUUCGUUUGAGUUUUCUCAGCCGCUGUAUGUGCUGUUUGGUUUUACAAUUUCUGUUUUAAAAUACAUUAUAACUAUUGUCGGAGUGUUUAAAGUAGAUUUAUUUGUUGGUGUUUUCUGCCCAACUAAUUCUAAACUUCAAAAACGUUAUUCGGUUAUUAUCGACCUGUCAAGAAGACAUUUUUUCAUCAAGCUGUCCGUGCAAAAUUCGCAAAAUAGGAGACGAAAAUCCCUUUAAGUUUUCUAAUUUCAUAUCGAAUCUGCCACCAAUAGGUGGUAGAGAGAUGCCCCGCUGCAGCAAACGCACGCGGAGCGGCGCGCCGGCCAACGGCGACGUGCUGCCCGGAGCCACCGCCAUCGAGGAGCACCACCAUCACAAACGGUCCAGGAACAGCAGCUCACGUCGACAUUCCAAAGCAGAAGACACUAGUUUCAGUGCAAAAAAAUGUAUAGCAUGGUUCAAAGAAUACACUACAGCGUCAGAGCCAGAUAUUUUAGGUCCAGAAGGAAUGGAAAAGUUUUGCGAAGACUUAGGUGUGGACCCUGAAAAUGUUGUGAUGUUGGUUAUCGCUUACAAAAUGGGAGCCAAACAAAUGGGAUACUUCACACAAGAGGAAUGGCUAAAAGGACUUACGGAAUUACAAUGUGACAGUGUGCACAAAUUGCAGAACAAAUUAGAAUUUUUACGCAGUUUACUCAAUGACCCCUAUAUUUUUAAAGCCGUAUACAGAUAUUCUUAUGAUUUCGCUAGGGACAAGGAGCAGCGCUCGCUAGACACAGGCACGGCGCGCGCUCUGCUAGGCGUCCUGCUGCCGCGCUGGGCGCUGCGCGGAGCCCUGGCCGACUUCCUGGCGCGCGCGCCGCGCUACCGCGUCGUCAACCGCGACCAGUGGUGCAACAUCCUCGAGUUCAGCCGCUGCGUGGACGCACAGCUCACCACCUACGACGCGGACGGCGCCUGUCAGUAUGCCUCGAUGCCUCUGUAACUGUACUGUAUACGACAUAGACUUCCUGGCGCGCGCGCCGCGCUACCGCGUCGUCAACCGCGACCAGUGGUGCAACAUUCUCGAGUUCAGCCGCUGCGUGGACGCACAGCUCACCACCUACGACGCGGACGGCGCCUGUCAGUAUGCCUCGAUGCCUCUGUAACUGUACUGUAUACGACAUAGACUUCCUGGCGCGCGCGCCGCGCUACCGCGUCGUCAACCGCGACCAGUGGUGCAACAUCCUCGAGUUCAGCCGCUGCGUGGACGCACAGCUCACCACCUACGACGCGGACGGCGCCUGGCCAGUGAUGCUGGACGAGUUCGUGGAAUGGUUGCGAGCAGAGCGCAGCGGUGACGCCAGCAUGGCGCCGGCCAGCUGAGGCCGGGACGCCGCCGCGCCGCGCGACCGCUAACCCCGCCCCCGCCGACCGCCAGGUACAGUCACGCGCAGAAACAUCGUCAACGGAACGCUAACGCAGCAUCAUUUAUGAAGAGUAUACAGUCUUGUGCUCGUGACUGUACGGACACGUUUGUUUAGUGUGGGAUUGGUCUGAACCCGGACUUAAAUGCGCAUGCACAGUAUAGACGACAUCUCCUCAGGCUAUAUGUUUUGUUGCGAAUUACAUCCAGCCGACUAGUGUUUAGGUUGAUGCGCUGUCGACUAUACGCGUGACGGAAAUGCCAUCGAAUACUUAUAUUCAAUUUAUGAAUAGCCUUAGCGUUUAGAAAUAUGUCAUCGGCUAGCAAUAAUUUAUUGAAUUUUCACGACGCGUGUUUAAAUUGUGUAUCCGAUUUAAAUUAUUAAAAUAUCAUUUUGUAACAUGAAUUUGCUGAAUAUACAAUGAUAUUUUAAUUCUCAAUAAGACUAAUCCUAGACUGAAGAAACUUGCGUAGGUGGACUUAAGUAACUGAAAUAUGAAGUUAGACACCCAAUUAUGAUUUUACUUAUCCCACAAUGUCUAUGUGGUACUGCUAUGAUUUCUAAUAUUGAAACGUUCUAAAGUCUACUAUAACUAUGGUCUUAUGUAUAUCAUAAUAACAUAACAUUAAGCAAUGAGCUGUGUAAAAUCGCAACUAUUAUGUUUGUGUUUCAACACUAAGAAUGGGUGUCUAACAACAAAUAAAUUGCUUUACUCUGCACAAAAACAAAUCACACCGUUUUAUACAAAUACCAAUUAAAUUGGUCAACAUAAUGAAUUGUGGUUAGUACGUUCACUGGUUACUGUCAGCAUGACUAUCCAGUCUUAUACCACAUAUUUAGCAGAACUGGGUUUUUGUUGCAAAGACUUGUUAAACUGGGUCCACAGCACCUGUAGCUUUGUCGGUUUCUUUGAACGCGUUCAACCAAUCAUGUCAGAUGACAAGGGAUUUCAUAUGCACUGAAAUUGGAAACUAGUAGCAAAUACGGCCAGCUGUACUGACUAGUGUGUGUUAUGCCUGUGAAAAUAUUGAUAAAUGUUACAAAUAUAAAAUAUAGGUGCAGUGGACCUGGCAUAAAUCCACACUUUUAUAUUCGUACUGUAAUCCCGUGAUAUAACUGUCUAACUAAUGUAAGUUAUGUUAAUUUUUGUGUUGUCUUCUUCUUGUAUCUAUAAGAAAUCAAUUUAUUAUUGUAAAACAUGAACUUCCUUUUCAAUUUUCAUAAUUAAUUUAAUAUUAUGUUUGUAUUAAAAUGUCUAGUUACUUCUAUAGAUACAAGAUGUUGAUCUCACAUUAUGUUUGAUGGUAUUGUGUGUGUAGAUGUAACUGGGUCACAUAAUCAGAUUAUAAUAUAAUGUUAUUAGUUGUAAAAUAUCAUAUUUUUUGUAAUUGUGUCAACGAAUAUAAUUACCAUAAAAUCUGUGUUGACAAAUAAAGAACAUAAGAUGUUUUAUAGAUAUUUUUCAUCGAAAUAACUAAUGUUGUACGUAAAAUGUGAAUGGUUGUGUAAAUUUUGGGAUACCAAUAAAGUGUAAGAUGAUUUGGGCUCAUCUUCAAGAUGAUGGAUAACAAUUUUAUUAACAAUCUUUUUCUCAAAUUAUAUGUAUUCAUUCACAUUGUAAAAAAGUGUACAUUUUAUUUGCGUUAAAUGGUGACCCUGAAGAUUGUUUCACAGUUCGUUAACUUGAUGUCCGUUGUGUUAUUCCCAGUUCUGUUUGUAGGAAGACACUUGAUGCCCAACCGAGGGCCAAUGAUGUUAUAUUGUAUCAAGUAUUCCCUCAAUAUCAUAGCAGUGAAGUUUCGUUGUAUAUUUUUAGCAUUUAUUUUAGAUGUAUGUAUGUAUAUUAUGUCUCGCCACCGCUCCUCGACGCGAUGUAUUGAUU
This is a messenger RNA of Ostrinia nubilalis (European corn borer), 3299 nucleotides long. It is a transcript of the gene SCCRO4, whose product is annotated as DCN1-like protein 4. The coding region runs from base 295 to 996 and encodes 233 amino acids. Gene Ontology annotation, molecular function: cullin family protein binding; ubiquitin conjugating enzyme binding; ubiquitin-like protein binding. Gene Ontology annotation, biological process: protein neddylation. The record is from RefSeq and is a predicted model, not a curated record. NCBI's taxonomy places the organism in Eukaryota, Metazoa, Arthropoda, Insecta, Lepidoptera, Crambidae. The transcript has 8 exons. Gene Ontology annotation, cellular component: ubiquitin ligase complex.